Messenger RNA from Mus caroli (Ryukyu mouse), 575 nucleotides. NCBI's taxonomy places the organism in Eukaryota, Metazoa, Chordata, Mammalia, Rodentia, Muridae. The record is from RefSeq and is a predicted model, not a curated record.
GAGGACCUAGAGGGAACAAGAUGUUCUCCUGUUUCCAGGGUUCCAGAGGCUCCGGCCACAAAAAAGCCAAGAGCGGUUUCCUUGUUCGCUUUUGGAGACGUUUGAUUCGCCCUCUGACACACUUCAGGCAUGCUUCCCACAGUGAGCCCAAGGUCUGUUCUCAAAAUGAACAGGAGCCAGACUGUCGGCCCAAGCGCCCCCAGCUCAACUAUGACAGCCAAGAAUACGUUCACCAAAUGAUCCACUACAUUCCAGCUGCUAUUCAGAAGCGUGACCACAUCUGUAUCACCAUUUUUCUCGGCGUCUACCGAAUCUAUGCUAGCCCUUGGGAGGUGCUGGACCUGCUGAUGAGAACAUGAGUGGCUGCACUCAUGGUCACUGGUCAGAUCACCCACAGGAUGCACAGGCUAGGAGGCAGCUAGGAGGCAGGGUCGCUCAGUGUGAGCCCAACCUCCCAUCAAUCAGGACUGCUUAGUUUUGCAUACUUCUUGCUUUAUAUUGCAAAGGAAUCCUCAUUCAAGGACCCUAAGUUGGAGUGGGGUGACUUUGGACCCCAUUAUUUGUUCCUCUGUCCA